Molecule: messenger RNA, 865 nt
Organism: Penicilliopsis zonata CBS 506.65
Lineage: Eukaryota; Fungi; Ascomycota; Eurotiomycetes; Eurotiales; Aspergillaceae
Exons: 3
Coding region: 76-663 (195 amino acids)
Biological process (GO): mitochondrial electron transport, cytochrome c to oxygen
Source: RefSeq, a predicted model, not a curated record
GGCCCUUUUCCACUCCCGGAGGGUAUUUUCUUCGCAAUUGAUCGGUUUUCGUCGCGCCUCCCGCCCUCUCGCACAAUGUUCCUUCGCUCCGUCGCCCGGGCUGUCCCUCGCAGCUCAGCCCUGCCCAGCGCGGCCGUCCGCACCUAUCGCCCCAUGGUCUGCCAGAGUGCUCGCCCCCAGUCGAUUCAGCAGCAGAAGUCCGUUGCCGCCCAGCAGACCCGCGCUGCCUCGGAGCAUGCUAUCUCGAAUCCCACCCUGGCUGGUAUCGAGAAGCGCUGGGAGGCCAUGCCUCCCCAGGAGCAGGCCGAGCUGUGGAUGCAGCUCCGUGAUCGCAUGAAGGUUGACUGGCACCAGAUGACCCUGCAGGAGAAGAAGGCUGCCUACUGGAUCGCUUUCGGUCCUCACGGCCCCCGCGCACAGGCUCCCAAGGGCGAGGGCCUCCGGAUCUUCCUCAAGGUCACUCAGCUGGUUCUUGCCUCUGUGGCUGUGUUCGGCGUCAUCCACUACUUCGCCAAGCCCCAGCCGAAGACCAUGAGCAAGGAGUGGCAGGAGGCCUCCAACGAGUAUGCUAAGGCCGAGAAAAUCAACCCUCUGUACGGUAUCAGCAGCGAGGGUUACCAGGGCCAGGGCUUUGUUCAGAGCGCUCCCGCCGAGAAGUCAUAAAUCUCUGUUGUGAAGGAUCAGUGCUGGAGGAAAGGGGGUGCAGAGAGUUGUCUGAAUAUGGGAUAAGAGGAGGGAUUCAUGAUGGCCGACUGGCGCAUCCUCUUCCCAGAAUGAACCUCGUCGGCCAUCUGUCUUGGUUUUCUUGGUUGGGGGAUAUAUGCCAUUUUCCAUUCUGCCCUCCUGCAUGUCCAGUUCUCAGGUU